Molecule: messenger RNA, 653 nt
Organism: Nicrophorus vespilloides
Lineage: Eukaryota; Metazoa; Arthropoda; Insecta; Coleoptera; Silphidae
Gene: mRpS34
Product: 28S ribosomal protein S34, mitochondrial
Exons: 2
Coding region: 47-613 (188 amino acids)
Biological process (GO): mitochondrial translation
Cellular component (GO): mitochondrion; mitochondrial small ribosomal subunit
Molecular function (GO): structural constituent of ribosome
Source: RefSeq, a predicted model, not a curated record
AUGUGUCAAAAAUUCUAACCUAACAAUAUUGCAGUCAAUUUAAAAAAUGCCAUACAAAUAUAUUGGAAGGAAAACGGACUUCAGAGGAAAAACCCUCUGGGAGAUCCUGGGAAAUCUGAAGAAUUUCGGCGUGGGUCGCAUAGUGACGAGGAGCAUCCAAGAACGAUACCCAGAACCAUCUUUCAUGAAAAUCGUCAAAGUGGAAGCUCUUCCGAACCCUGCAGAAGCUGGUCCCGACAACCUGAGGAAGGUCAGAGUUUUUGUGGAGAAGACCUUCCGUGGUGUGAAGCAACCCAAAUUGAUUGCCCUAGAAUCUACCAGUUACAAGGCCGAUUACCAGCUCGUCCCUAAACGUGAGGAGGAAGCUUACCUGAAGCUGCAAUCUGUCAGUGCUGCGGUGAGGGUGUUACCCAAGUACAUGGCUUUGCCACCUUUGAUGAGAGAGGUGGAAAUGCAGGAGAUGAAUGCCAAAGGGAAGGAAUUCGUUGAACCGAAAAUCGAAGUUGUGUAUAAGAAAAACAACAGCAAUUACAAGAUUUCUGAGGAGAUGAUCCUCGCCUACGGUUUGGGGAAACCAGUGACACCGAGUUUAUACAAAGAUGUAGAAUUGUAAAUUAUAUAUAAUAGUUAUAGUUAUUAGUCAUGAUUAAAUU